Molecule: messenger RNA, 1580 nt
Organism: Coffea eugenioides
Lineage: Eukaryota; Viridiplantae; Streptophyta; Magnoliopsida; Gentianales; Rubiaceae
Product: probable ADP,ATP carrier protein At5g56450
Exons: 2
Coding region: 350-1360 (336 amino acids)
Biological process (GO): mitochondrial ADP transmembrane transport; mitochondrial ATP transmembrane transport
Cellular component (GO): mitochondrial inner membrane
Molecular function (GO): ATP:ADP antiporter activity
Source: RefSeq, a predicted model, not a curated record
AAACGCAUUCGGAAAUGGAAAUUGGUGUACUAAGGCUACCAUUCUCUUCAAAAUUCCGUUAAAUCACCAACCUGACUCGAACGCACGGAGAGCCGAGCCCAACCAAAAGAAAAGCAACAAUCUUGACGGAGAAAAAGUGAGGUACUGAUGAGAAUUAAGAGUAGCCCAGAAGUCAUAUAUUAGCUUAUCUUUUUCAAACAACAAUCGUAGUGGAAAUUUUUCAAGCAUGAACAGAAACCCGUUUCCAGGGAAGGCAUAUAUGCUGAUUUAAACAAACAUAUAUGCAUAUUGUUUUAAAGGGGAGUUGGGUUUUUGAGGGAUUUUAGUUUGGUGCCUAGAUUAAAGAGGGAUGAUGGUGGAGGAUGGUGGUGGUGAGGCAGAAGAGAAAAGUGGCAGUGGUAGUGGUGUUCGGUUUUCAUCGAAGGCGAAGGCUUUGGGUUUAAGAGAAUCAGGGCAAUCAAAUUGGUUGACUAAUUUUCACAGAGAUCUGUUGGCAGGCGCAGUGAUGGGGGGCGUCGUGCACACGAUUAUAGCCCCGAUUGAGAGGGCUAAGCUGUUGUUACAAACCCAGGAGAGUAAUAUUGCUAUUUUAUCUGGGCCGCAUAGGAGGUUUAAGGGGAUGUUUGAUUGCAUAGCCAGGACAAUUAGAGAAGAAGGGAUUCUUUCUCUGUGGAGAGGCAAUGGGAGCAGUGUUCUGAGAUAUUACCCUUCUGUUGCUCUCAAUUUUUCUCUCAAGGAUCUCUAUAAGAACAUCUUACGUGGUCAAGGCAAUCCUCUUAUAUCUGGGCCAUCUGCUAAUUUCAUUGCUGGAUCUGCAGCUGGUUGUACGACCUUGGUCAUCAUCUAUCCACUUGAUAUUGCACAUACACGCCUUGCUGCUGAUCUUGGAAGGACAGGUACCCGUCAAUUCAGGGGAGUUAGCCACUUCCUCAGUACCAUUUAUGAAAAAGAUGGAAUAAAAGGAAUUUACCGGGGGCUUCCAGCCUCUCUGCAGGGGAUGAUUGUGCACCGGGGCCUUUACUUUGGUGGUUUUGACACGAUGAAAGAGAUUAUGUCAGAAGAAACUAAACCAGAUGUGGCCCUUUGGAAGCGUUGGAUAGCAGCUCAAGCAGUUACAACAUCUGCUGGGUUGAUAUCUUAUCCAUUGGACACUGUUCGGAGGCGGAUGAUGAUGCAAUCUGGCUUGGAGCAGCCAAUGUACAGAAGUACAUUGGAUUGCUGGAGAAAGAUUUACAGGACAGAAGGGUUCUCAUCAUUUUAUCGUGGAGCCCUUUCAAAUAUUUUCAGAAGCACUGGUGCCGCUGCUGUUUUAGUUUUGUACGAUGAAAUUAAGAAGCUCAUGGAUUGGACUGGCUUAUAGCAGCACAAAAUUUUUGUAUUCCUCUUUGUUCAUCUCAAGAGUAGGUUUUAGACUAGAGUGCAGGAGUGAUACUGCCCAGCACAGAGAAAGCAGAAACUGAACAUUGAAUGCAGUCGAUACUUGAGCUAUCUUGAGGACCUAAUCAGAUUGAUGUCGAGUUCAAAUUUGAUUUCUUCAUCUCAUAGUAAAUAAAGAGCCGAGUUUUUUGGUAAUUCCUUGA